This is a messenger RNA of Mycena indigotica, 630 nucleotides long. RefSeq names its product WD-REPEATS-REGION domain-containing protein. The coding region runs from base 1 to 630 and encodes 209 amino acids. Lineage: Eukaryota; Fungi; Basidiomycota; Agaricomycetes; Agaricales; Mycenaceae. The record is from RefSeq and is a predicted model, not a curated record. The transcript has 4 exons.
AUGGGUGAUGAGCCGAAUUCUCGUCUGUGGACUGUUGCUUCCGGGACCUUUCUAGCAGCUUUUGCCAGCACUUGUCUGACGGGUCUCUACGCGACAUUUCGCUCCCAACCUUAUGCGCGUCUCGCAACUGCUGCUGCAUUUAAUAGCACAGUAACUGCGGCCACGUUCUUUAGCAUUCGGGAAUACCUGGUCAUUCCCGCUCGACAACAAAUUCAAGACUCCCCACCGAGUCCAUCCGAGCUCUCUUGGACUGACCUCCGCACUCACCACUUGGUGGAUAGCGGCAUAAGCGGGGUGGUCACUGGCGGACUGAUACGAGGGCUGACUGCUGGGCGGCGUGUUGUUCUACCUGCUGCGCUUACCGUCGGUGCGGUCUCCCUGGUCCUGCAAGGCGCGUACAAUGAAUUACACGUUCAACGAAUCAAAUAUAUCGGGAAUGCUUCGAGGCAGCCAACAGUCGUGCCCGUUGUCGUGGAGCCAGACAAGCGGCCACUCAGACAGAGAAUGUUGGAAGCAGUGGGAAUACGGACGCUGUCGAAUGAGGAGAUACUCGACAAACUUAAACAGGAGCGCGAGCGACAUCUGGCCAGGAUAGCUGAAUUAGAGGCGGAGUUGAAGACAGAAAAGUAA